Protopolystoma xenopodis is the source of this 515-nucleotide messenger RNA. The record is from the annotation of a GenBank genome assembly. NCBI's taxonomy places the organism in Eukaryota, Metazoa, Platyhelminthes, Monogenea, Polystomatidea, Polystomatidae.
AGAUGGCUCUUUAUGCGCCGAGAAGCAGGCUCAUCGCUCUUUAGGGGAUGUCGCCUCGGUUGGUGUGCCUCUCGAUGAUGGCAACCGUGCAUCAAACUUGGCCAUCACUGACCCCACAAGCCGAAGAACCCUCCAGACGGACAAUUCUCAAUCCGGCCAGUCCUUGGCGCAACCCAGCACUUCUGGGGGAGCAGUCGUUCCAGCCACUUGUGAGGAGUCCAUAUUCGUCUCGGAGUUCUCGGAAGACCAGAGCAGUCGGCAACCGAAUGUGCGUCCCAGACAUACCGUCUGUCCUGAAGCCUCUGUUGACGAGUUAUCAGUGGGCUCCGGAACCGUUUCUGCGCCCGGGGUCAGUCUGGCGACGGAGGAAAAGACCAACCUGGAAGAGACUGACUACUCGGAGCUUGUCGUUGCUAACGGAGACGUCUCUCGGGCUGUAUCGGCCAAAUCACCUCAGGGUCAGUUGUGGUAUCAUUUGGAAGCUACAGAUGCGUGUAAACUUCCACUUUAAAUAA